This is a messenger RNA of Scutellospora calospora, 723 nucleotides long. Lineage: Eukaryota; Fungi; Glomeromycota; Glomeromycetes; Diversisporales; Gigasporaceae. The record is from the annotation of a GenBank genome assembly.
CGAGUUGUUUUCAUAUCGUUGUGCUGGUUAUUCACCUAUUCAAAUUACGGGCUCAGAUUAUAAUCGUUUAAAAGAUGAUGAUGAGUUAAACGACAACCUUAUCGUGUUUUACAUGAGAUAUUGUCUAGAAAAACUUCGUAAAAAUGAUGAGAAUGAUGCAAAACGAUAUUAUCUUUUUGAUUCAUUCUUUUAUCAAAAAUUAUCUGAUUUGAAUGAUAAUUUCAAAAGAAACAAAAGCAAAAUUUACGAAACGAUGUCAAGGUGGAUCAAAGUCGAUCUACUUGAAUUUCGAUAUAUUUUUGUUCCAAUCUGUGAAGAUCAACAUUGGUAUCUGGUACAUAUUAUUAACCCAGCUGCGAUUAUUAGCAAUCCAUCCGAUUGUCACAUUGCGGUUUACGACUCUAUCGCUACGAAAUUUAAUCAUAGACGUGCCGUGCGCAUACUUAAAAAUCUAUUAAUUGAUUAUAUACGAGAUGUUAAAGGUGAAACAAUUAAACCAAAAAUUCCUCAAUCGAUCGUGAAUACACCUAAACAGUCAAAUACAGUCGAUUGUGGAGUUUAUAUUCUACACUUUAUAGAAACAUUUAUGGAAAACUCUGAUGAACUUGAACAACAAAUUGUCGAUAAAGAAACUGAUGAGGAACAAUGGAACCCUGCCGCUUUAUCUACAAAACGUCAAACAAUUCUAGAAACAAUAAAAAAAGUAGAGGCUGAAUAUCAGUC